Messenger RNA from Aspergillus mulundensis, 1020 nucleotides. Its product is annotated as zinc-dependent alcohol dehydrogenase. The record is from RefSeq and is a predicted model, not a curated record. The transcript has 3 exons. Gene Ontology annotation, molecular function: zinc ion binding; oxidoreductase activity. NCBI's taxonomy places the organism in Eukaryota, Fungi, Ascomycota, Eurotiomycetes, Eurotiales, Aspergillaceae. The coding region runs from base 1 to 1020 and encodes 339 amino acids.
AUGUCCAUCCCCGAAGUCCAGUGGGCCCAAGUGGUCGAAAAGACUGGCACACCCCCGGUUUACAAACAGAUUCCCGUCCCGAAGCCGGGUCCAGAUGAGAUCCUGGUUAAGAUGCACUACUCCGGCGUCUGCCACACGGAUCUUCAUGCUAUGAACGGUGACUGGCCUCUCACCUCAAAGAUGCCCCUAGUAGGCGGCCACGAGGGCGCUGGUAUCGUUGUCGCCAAGGGCGAAUUGGUAGACGAUAAAGACUUCAAGAUCGGCGACAAAGCUGGAAUCAAAUGGCUUAACGGCUCUUGUCUCUCUUGCGAAAUGUGCAUGCAAUCAGACGAACCUCUUUGCGCACAUGCCUCGCUGUCCGGAUACACAGUUGAUGGCACCUUCCAGCAGUACACUAUCGGCAAGGCUGCAUUGGCCUCAAAGAUCCCGGACAACGUGCCUCUAGAUGCUGCUGCUCCGAUCCUCUGCGCCGGAAUCACCGUCUACAAAGGAUUGAAAGAGUCCGGUGCUCGCCCGGGACAGACCGUCGCCAUUGUUGGUGCUGGAGGCGGCUUGGGCUCUUUGGCACAGCAGUACGCAAAGGCAAUGGGGCUACGCACUAUCGCCAUUGACGCCGGUGACGAAAAAAAAGCCAUGUGUGAGCAGCUGGGAGCAGAGGUGUAUAUUGACUUCAGCAAAUCCGCCGAUGUCGUUGCUGAUGUUAAAGCCGCCACUCCCGGAGGCCUGGGUGCCCACGCCGUCAUCCUCCUCGCCGUCGCCGAAAAGCCGUUCCAACAAGCAACCGAGUACGUACGCUCGCACGGCUCCGUCGUCGCAAUCGGCUUGCCGGCCAAUGCUUUCCUCAAGGCCCCCGUGUUCACCACUGUCGUCCGCAUGAUCAACAUCAAGGGAAGUUAUGUCGGAAACCGCCAGGACGGCGUCGAAGCGUUAGACUUCUUCGCCAGAGGGCUUAUCAAGGCGCCGUUCAAGAAAGCACCGUUGAAGGAUCUGCCACAGAUAUUUGAGUUAAUGACAGGGUAA